Saccostrea echinata is the source of this 3498-nucleotide messenger RNA. RefSeq names its product A disintegrin and metalloproteinase with thrombospondin motifs 5-like. Gene Ontology annotation, cellular component: extracellular matrix. Gene Ontology annotation, molecular function: metalloendopeptidase activity. The coding region runs from base 165 to 3311 and encodes 1048 amino acids. The record is from RefSeq and is a predicted model, not a curated record. Gene Ontology annotation, biological process: proteolysis; extracellular matrix organization. The transcript has 28 exons. Lineage: Eukaryota; Metazoa; Mollusca; Bivalvia; Ostreida; Ostreidae.
GGUUUUUAAAAAUAGCUGUCAGAAUCCUCAGUUCCAGGGGAGGUGCGAUUCCUUUUUGAUUAUUGGAAAUGUAUGAUAAAAUUUUGAAAUGCUGUGGCGAAGAAUUGUGUGCUUGAAUAUAUGGAAAUAUUUUUACAAGGCAUAAUUUACCAGCUAAUGAUGAAAUGGUAUUCCCUCUUAUAACAAGGCAUUUACUUCUAUUGAUUUGGACAGAAAAUGUCUUGACAUCCAGUACUCUGGAUGACAUUUUACUGUCGAAAUUGAGGGAUCGUGGACUACUCGCUCUGGAAUACACAACGCUUCACCAUGAUUCUGACUUACUUCGGAAAAGAGAUAAAAGAGAGGCAAUAUCCACACACUCGCCAAAGCCAGUUCAAAUGGCCUUCACAUAUGCAUCGGAGAGGUAUAAACUGGAUCUUAGCACCCCGCAGCAAAUUUUACAUCCGUAUGCCGAAAUUCUGACUUGGAAAAAUGGAUCGACUCUACAGUGGAAAGACGCUCACCCAGACUGCUUUCUUACCGGAAUUGUGACGUCACAUCAGGGUAUAGCCAGCCUGUCUGUCUGUGAAAAUGUGGUCGGGAUUGUUAAAACUGAAAGGUUUACAUUGUAUCUAGAAUGCGAAUCAACUGACAACUUUACCCACGCCAUUGUUGGGCGUCAAGCAGAUGAUACAAUCUCUAUUUCUUUUGAGUCUCUAACAGAAAACUUGAUUGAACAUAAUAGUAGAAGCAGACGUUCGGUAUUAUCACAUAACAUAACGAUAGAGUUGGCGGUUUACACGGACGCUGCUUACACCCAGACCAUGCUGGUCACAGAAUUCUCUCAAAGACUUCAACACAUUUUACUCAAGUAUCACGCUGUUCAGAUGGAAUGGUCAAGAAGCGACAUGUUGGGAUUUAACGUACAACUGCUGUUGAAAAAAGUUCAGUUCUUUGAAACAAACCCGACAUGGUAUAAUUCGUCUACAUCUCGACUUGGUAACGUUCUCUACGAUUUCUGCUUAGGCACAUUAAACAGUGGAUCGUACGACAUUCGUUACAUGCAUGUUGGUUUGUUGGAUUUAGAUGUCACUGGUCGAGCAUACCAGAACUCUGUAUGUGACCAUAGAUACAGCUGUGGUGUAGACACUUCAACAGGGGCGGCCAGUUUCGCUGCUACUGCACACGAGAUCGGGCACCUAAUGGGGAUGUACCAUGACGCUGAUCGCGGAUGCAGCGGAAAUGACGUAGGCUUAAUGGGAGGAUAUGGCACUGGUUGGAGCAACUGCAGUAAAGAUGACAUGGCCAGUUUAUUAAAUUCAGCAAAUAAAGAGUGUUUAUGGAAAGAAAACGUUCCACUGGAUGAGGUCCCACAGAACAUAGUGAAUCAAAGUCUGGUUCCAGCCACACCAGGACAGAGGUACUCACCUGAUCAAGUCUGUGAACUGAAAUACGGUGUUGGUUAUCGUUUUCGUAAAUAUCCAAAACUUGGGGUCUGUGUUUUGUUCAGCUGUGCCAAUCAUAACCUUCUCCAAGUCAAUUAUGGUCAAAUGUUCAAAGAACAUACCUCUAUAUUUGGAAUGUAUUGUGCGAAAAAUAAGAUUUGUUUUAAAAUGGACUGUGUUGAUGCCUCAAGUGCCAAACUGAGCAGCCUGGUAGAGCGCCAGGGAGGGUGGAGUCAGUGGGGGGCCUGGACAGGGUGCAGCAGAACCUGUGCGCGGGGCGUCAACUACAGAAGACGGAAGUGCGACAACCCAGCUCCUAUUAACUUUGAGGGUUGUGAGGGAGAUGCGUACGAAGCAGUGAUUUGUAAUACAAAGCCUUGUCCCAAUGACAGUACUGACCAGACCAUUCUGAGGAACCAGCGCGCUGGAGAGACGUGUAAAAGACUGAGAGACAACAAUGUCAUCAAACCCGAUCUGUACAUGGAGACGGGGUCAAGGUACUCUCAUACAGCUGAUGGUCAGUGUGAAGUGACCUGUGACCCCACCCCUGGUCACACGAUUCCCUCGUUUACUAGAUUUGGGUUUAUGCCAGACGGAGUGGCCUGUGUUGGGGGAACAAGCACCUGGGAUUUAAACAACUGGCCUCGACAGACUGGAUCCUACUACAUGUGUUUAGACGGUCUCUGCCAGAGGUUUGGAUGUGAUGAUCGGCUGAAUGGAAAAGUUCUUGAUGAAUGUGGCGUAUGUGGGGGAGAUAACUCUAGCUGUACAGUUAUCUCUGGAACUGACAUAAAACAACAAAAUCAAGGUGAACGCCGAACUAUUGCCAUUUUACCUAAUGGAACCUUCAAUAUUCAGUUCUGGUUUUCAUAUAGAGACAUGAAACAAAACUUUUUAGAGUUAUAUAACAGAAAUGGAGAUGUCAUUCUCGCGAGCAGAAUACCAAGCUCCUGGAAGUGGGACACAAGAACCAACCCUGUUGAGUUCGCUAAUACAACGUGGUAUUACUUUUUCCAUGAUCAGUUUCUCAAUGCCAAAGGACCCCUGUCAGAGUCCUGUGAAAUAAAGUUGUAUCAACAUGAUGAAUUCAACAAUACUGGUGUUCAUUACGCCUAUUCGGAACCCCAAAUAGGUUUUUCUACCACAACACCACCAACAGAAUCGUCAACAGAUCUACAUGUAUCUACACUGGAAACAUCUACAAACAGACUUCUGACAACUGAUAUUACAGAUUUAAGUAGUGAAGACACAUCCACGUCCCCGGUGACCUCUGAAACUGUAUCACUGGAAACAACUGAGGGUACAACAGGCUUCAAUAGAACAUACACAUCCAGGACAACAUCCACUCCGUCUAUAGAGACUUCAACUCAAGAAACUACGUCUUCACCCACAACAGAAAGCGAAAAAGGUUCAAGUAUUACAAAACAUACUGUCACAACAGAUUCGGCAACAAAUACAACAGUAUCAGUAACGUCGUCCCACACAGAAAUAACGACAGACGACACAGGUUCAAGUAGUUCAGACCUAUCUACAAGAACACCCCUACCAUCAACAGUAACCUCGGCGGUCACAACAGAGGCUAAAUCAGAUUCAAGUAGUGCGUCUUCAAGUACAUCCACCACACCACUAAAGACUUCGACUGUGGGAACUACAACCUUAGACACGACCCCGGAUGAAUUCAGUGAAUUAAGAAUUAUCGGAAUUAUCACCGGAGGUGUUUCCAUAGUGUGUGUUGCUUUGAUUGCUAUUGCAAUAGGCUGCAAUCGCAAUGGUUCCUGGUGUAAACCGAAUGGGAAGCACCGGGAAAUCUACAGAGUGUCUGGGCAUUUUGAUGGAUCCUCCAAACCCCUGAGUCGGGAUUCCUAUAGAGAUUACAAUGAUAUUUAGUUCUACUUGAAACAAUUAUUGAACAAUAAAAAUAUAAAUAGAAUGUUUUUGAUAAAAUAUUUACAAGAAUAAUGUUACUUUUGUUUUUGUUUUGUAUUUGCAUUUUUCAUACAUUUAUAUUUUUCAAAUUAUUUUUUGUGAUUCUUGUGUACAAUUAUUUGUACAUUAACAUGUAGUAAAGUAGAUC